GUUCCGGGUUAUAGUUUUACUAUGAGAUGGGGCGUUAUAGCAACUUUACCGUCAGCGACGCGCGGUUCGGCGCCUGACCAGAAAGUGCCGAAUAGCACAGUAACGUGCGGCGGUGCACGAAUACGAGUGUAUUAUGGGAUGUCAACGAAUAUGAAUAAACAGCGUGUAAACAGCAGCAUCUCUAUUUCUGCAGCAGAGAUAUUAAGUCUCUUGUUUCUUUUAGGUCUCGGUGGCCCCCUCCUCCUCCUCCUCUCCCCCUCCUCUGAACCGUGUAGUCUGUGGUCGUUUCGUGCCCAUUAUCGCGGGUCGGAAGUCGGGGAGCGCAGUUACAGCAGAGGAAAUCCACGUGUAUCAACAAAGCCUAUCACUCAAGUCGGUCGAAGUUGUAACCCCUGCGGCUGCUGCUCCGCCGGAGCACGGUCUGUGAAGUACCGAGCACUGCUUGUCCUGUGAAGAAGCUGCCACAGGGCGACAGUAUGGCUUCAGGGCUCAGAGGCGCUGUGCCGUGUUUAGCGUGUCCGUAGCCUGACUGGAUCAGACCGAUGUGUGGAGUGGAGCAGAGAGGACGCGACAUAACAACAACAGGCGGACCGGUACCGGACUCCGUUCAGAAUGCGCGAGGAGAACCCUUUCUGCCCAGGCUGCUGAAUUCCGGAGGAAACUAGAAGUCCCUAUGUGAGAGAUGUCCUCCACACAGAAACCAACAAUCCCCCCCUUACAACUGACAUCGGACCAGCUGACAGUGAUCGUCGCGUCUUUUUCUUCUCUGGUGUUCUUUGUGGUCAUUGUGGUGCUGCUGUCCUUCAUCUACCGUAAGGACCCUCAGUGCUGCAGAGUCCGCUCCUGUCAGCAGUCACACGUAGACAUGGACGCCGCUCCCCAGUACUACAGCAGCAGACAGAUGCUGGUCGGGGGUCCCUGUCUGGAGCAGAGCCAGGCCUUAAGUGGCUGUGACACUCAGGCUGGUCCGCUGUUUUACGUCAGCAGACCCUCCAGCUACAGCCUGCCCUCCCUGGAGGGCCCCCUGCCCAGGCUGCCAUCUUAUGAGAGCGUGAGGAAGAAGGACCGCCAGAGGCAGAUCCACAUGAUGAUUGCGGAUCGCUUCGGCCUCAAUGGACCCAUUAUCACCGAGCCACCGCCGACAUACGAGGAGAGCAUCCUUCAAUCCAUGGAGGCACCAUGUGACAUUCUCAUGUCCAGCUUGGACCUGUACCGCCCCCUGAACAUCGGUCCGACACACACUUCCACAACUCCCACCGCUCAGAACGACCCGCCAUCUCGGUGCUGCACCAACGACGGCAUCAACAGUCCCGUUCUCCUGGAGUGACCCUACAGCCCCGCGUGCAGGCGGCCUCUGACCACUUUGUCGAGUUGGGGGAUACAGAAUCGGCAACCGCUAAAUAUGGACAUCUUUCAGAUCACAGAUACCAGAUCGACCGAGUCAAGGUCCUCCUAACUUCCGUACGAGUUGAUCCAGAUACCUCAAUACUGAACGUAUGAGAGCCAGCUGGGAUAGGCGCCUGCUGAAGAAUGACCAAAGACCAAAGAGGCCUACAUGAAGUCUCCAGAUGAUGGGGUGUUGAAUCGCGGAUGCAUGAUAUUCAACAUUGGACCGGCACACGAGAACGUUCCAACGCUACUAGACCGUUGUGACGUACAACAAUAUGCUGCUGUGGUCCCCACAGGGAAGAAACUGGGCCGUGACUGUUUGGUACUACUGAAAAGGGAAACCAAGUCACACCGUAAAUCCCCACGACCUGAGGUGGCUGGUACAUCUCAGCAUCGAGGAGGACCACAGGUGUGCCGUAAUAAUAAUAAUAAUAAUAAAGGAGCGAGAGAGAGAGAGAGAGAGAGAGAGAGAGAGAGAGAGCAUAUAAAAUACCAAAACAAAGGAAGCGCUCUUUCUGUCACUACGUGAGCAUUGUCACCUUAGCUGCCAUUGUUUGCUCUGUUUUCUCUUCCGUUUCUGAGCCAAAGAGCGCCCUCCGUCAUUCAGAGGGUCUUGCAUUGGGACUGCGUCUCACUGUCUGGCUUGUGCGGCUACCCCGGACCAAUUCUAAUGCGAGAGGCGUUUUAAUAUGCACCCCGUAGAGGCAGUGUGUUUGAGAUUUGGUUCACGGUUCAGCUCAAGAAAAGAUGAGUGACUAAGAGGAAACCAAACGUGCUUAUGAAAGUGCCUUUUCUUCAAGUUAUUUUAACUUCAUCACAAGGUUUCAGCAAAACCUAAUUCCUCCCUUAGGGCCCUUGUACCACUGGGAAUAAUGUUCUUCCUGCUUGGAAAAAAUGUCCCAUCCUUGUUUCGCGCACGCAGACCAAACUCUUGUUGUUGGCAUUCAUGUGUAUUUAUGUCAGAGGAAAUGUGUCACUGUUCACAGCUUCUCUAUCAGAAUAAAUUAAUGAACCAAUCUGAGGCGUUUCUUCUUCUUCUUCUUUUCUCUCCUUUUGAAUGGUGAGAUUACGCAGAAGGAAUAACACGCUGUGUGUCAAGGCUAACCUCUGCCAUCUGGUGGCUGUUUGGAGAAAUGCACUCGACGUUGUCAGCACAGUUCAUUCGUUUAUUCGUUCGU
Molecule: messenger RNA, 2567 nt
Organism: Lampris incognitus (smalleye Pacific opah)
Lineage: Eukaryota; Metazoa; Chordata; Actinopteri; Lampriformes; Lampridae
Exons: 6
Coding region: 683-1327 (214 amino acids)
Source: RefSeq, a predicted model, not a curated record